UUUUGUUUGAAUCAUUAACUAUCCCGUUACGAUGUCAUAAGCAGAAAUUGGCUGUGCGCCCAAAAACCCUAAACCCUGUAAAAGAUCAAAACACCAGAAAAUGCUAGUCUUCAUUUCUCUCAAUCUCCUCAAAUUCAAUACAAAGAUAACCUUUAAAUCAGUCCAAAACCUUACAUUCACAAAAUCGAUGUCCCAUUCAACCUCAAUCCCCAAAAAACAGCAACGAGUACGCGACCACGGCUACGACAAUUACAUGGAGAUCGAGAAAAAGACUCGUAAGGUUCUUAAAUUUCAAUCCUUAAUUCUCUCCCAAAUCAACCAAACAUUAACAAUCUCUCGCCUCGAGACUCUCGCUCGUCGCCUCGGCUGCAAACAAUACGAAGCCGGCACUUUCAUACUUAAAUUCCCUCACAUUUUCGAAGUCUAUGAGCAUCCCGUUCAACGCGUUCUCUAUUGUCGUUUAACACGUAAAGCUCUUCUUCAAAUUCAACAAGAAAAGGAAGCAUUAAUUGCCCAAAUACCCACCGCUGUUAUGCGGUUAAGGAAAUUGAUAAUGAUGUCGAAUACGGGCCGGCUCCGUUUGGAACAUGUGAGAAUCGCCAGGUCAGCAUUUGGGUUGCCUGAUGAUUUUGAAUAUUCUGUAGUUCUUAAAAAUCCUCAGUAUUUUAGAUUAGUAGAUGGUAAAGACACGAGGAAUAAGUAUAUUGAGAUUGUUGACAAGGAUCCUGAGUUAGCUGUUUGUGCAAUUGAGAAAGUUAGGGAGAGAGAGUAUAGAGAGAAAGGAAUGGAUGCUGAGGAUAUAAGGUUUUCCUUUAUAAUUAAUUUUCCACCUGGGUUUAAGAUAGGCAAAUAUUAUAGAAUUGCAGUCUGGAAAUGGCAAAGGAGUCCUUAUUGGUCACCUUACGAGGAUGUUUCAGGUUAUGAUUUGAGGUCAAUUGAGGCUCAAAAGAGGAUGGAAAAGAGAGCGGUUGCGACUAUUCAUGAAUUGUUGUCAUUGACAGUCGAAAAGAGAAUUACGUUGGAGAGGAUUGCUCAUUUUAGACUGGCUAUGAAUUUGCCGAAUAAGCUGAAGGAUUUUUUGCUUCAGCAUCAAGGGAUAUUUUAUGUCUCGACAAGAGGGAAUCUUGGGAAGCUGCAUACAGUAUUUCUUAGAGAGGCUUACAAGAAGGGGGAAUUGGUGGAGCCGAAUGACUUGUAUUUGGCGAGGAGGAAGUUGGGUGAGUUGGUGUUAAUGAGUCCAAGAAAGGCGAAAAUGGAUAGAGAAUUGGUAAGUUAUAGGAGAGAUAGAGAAUGUCAGGAGAUGGAAAAAUUUGCAGCGGACUAUCUGGAGAAUGAUGUUGAGACUGGAAACAAUGGACAAGAUGGGGAGGAGGAGGAGGAUGAUCUGAAUUUGGACUUGGGUAGUGAUGUCACCUCUGAUUUUAGUGACGGAAUGGAUGAUGCUGUUGAUGUUGUCAAUUCAGAGGAUGCUCCUAUAACUAAGUGAUUUAGAUAAGUUUUGUUGUAAAGGUUGUUGGGUUUCAGUUGUUCCUGUAAAUUGUUAUGAUUCACAAAUCAAACGUCUAUUGGACAUUUUCUUCAAAAGAUGAAGCAUACUUAGUGGAGAAACUCUUGAUGGAAUAGGUUAUAGAAGAAGGUUGUUCAAGGAAUCAUGUAACAAGUCAACCUUGAUAUCCUUUUAUCUAUUGAUUUAUCUUCUGUAUCAACAUUCUGAUUCGAGGAGUAACUACUGGGGCUGGUCAACAGUGGAUUCCUAUGUGCUAUGUACAUAUCUGGCAGUUUGAAUAAAUAAGCAACCACUACAUUAUUGGUUUCUUGAUAGCCCCGUUUUCAUGGAUUCCUCACUUGGGCAUCAUGAUGUUAUGGAUUAUUCACUUAGGUAGUUACACCGGUGUGUUUGAGUAUGGCAAGUGUGUUUGGUGUAUUUUCUGUCUACAAUUCUGCCUGCUGGGAAUUUCAAUUUUGUCCAUCAUUGAUUUUAGUUGCUUGGCCUGCAUAUAUGUGAAAACUGAAAAUACUAUUUGGCGCAUUCUCAAUAAGAAUAGAUAUUAUAGUUGAGGACUCAGAUGCAUCCAAAAAAACCAAUCAAUCUUGGUCUAUAUCUUUCCACAUUUCUACUUUCAGCUGCUUACAUCUGAUGUUAACUGCAACCUCUGCAUCCAAAAACCAGUUAAGUCCUGGUCUUUUUCUUCUGAAAUCUUUUCCCCGUGGUUUUCUUUGGUGCGAUAGCUUCCAACAUGUGUUUUCAUCUUUAGUGUUCUUCAUGCUUUUGACCUCAUCAGAGCAUUUCUUAAUGGCUUGUUGACUUUUGUUUGAAGGAGGUCCCAAUUUCUUUGGAUUCUUGGUAGUUCAUUGUAUUGUUGUUAUUUCUCUUGGCAUCUAUUGCAUGUUAGUUGAGUAUAAUCAAGUUGAGUUUGUCUGCAUCAGUUCCCCGAUCUACCAACUUGUCUCAAGUUAAAACUCACCAGCUGUGAGUCAGGUUUUGCUUCCAAAUUUUAUUAUCUUAAGAAAGAGCUCGAGCAAUCUUUUUAUUCUUCGAGGUAAUUAUAAGCUUUGAACGAGAAGAUUACAUGGGGAUAGGGCUAAUAUGUGAUUUGCUAAGUUCAAACCGUCAUUGUGCUGCCUGCCUAAAGUCUUACUCGUGGUUCUGUUGUUGCCAGUUAUUCUGAUUUUGCUAAUAGGUCACUUGAUGUCGUUGCUAAUGAAGUCCGGAUUUUGGUAGCCUUUUCUGGUGUCCAGGUAACACGUGAUAGUCUGUGGGCCUCUCCAAAUGCAGCAUCUUUGGGCUUUCAUGGACUUUAGAAGUGAUUUAAUUCCUCUUGCAGCCGACACCAGACGCCUUCUCCUUCACAUCAUCCGACGCGGAAUGGGGUCAGUAUUUGACUACACGCUACAGGUAGAUAUGCAAGUCAUUAAUAUAGUACUGGUAGCAGUCUAGCAGAUAAAUGGUCUUAACCCAUGCAGAAGCUUCAUCAUACUUUGCGACGGAUCAAAACAAAGAUAUUUAUCUUCAAUCUCUACCAGUCACAGAAGGUUUUUGAUUGCAUCGCACCAUCGAUCUAUGGACCAACCCUAGUUGUCAAUCUCCCACUACAUCAUAUUAUCAGCUCAAUAGUCAAGGAUUUCUUUUUCUUUUCCUUGAUCGGGCAUUAAAAUUGCGAUACACGUCAUUGACUACAGAUGUAAUCCCAUGUGGUAAAAAAGUCUUAUGCUAUAGAUUAAAGUCUAUGAGGUCAUUCAGUUGUAUAAAUUAGCUCAUAUUAAAAGUCAACAAUGAUGGUUGUAUUUGAUCAUGAAAUGUUUCGUUAGCAUAUAUUAUUUAAUACAAUAUUCAAUGCCAAUGACUCGUCA
Ricinus communis (castor bean) is the source of this 3351-nucleotide messenger RNA. Its product is annotated as protein ROOT PRIMORDIUM DEFECTIVE 1. Lineage: Eukaryota; Viridiplantae; Streptophyta; Magnoliopsida; Malpighiales; Euphorbiaceae. Gene Ontology annotation, molecular function: RNA binding. The transcript has a single exon. The record is from RefSeq and is a predicted model, not a curated record. The coding region runs from base 101 to 1486 and encodes 461 amino acids.